AUGAGUGUUCCAUUGGAGCACGGGAAUAUUUUAAAACAUAAAAAUGGAGAGCUGAGAUCGAAAGUGGCUGGAGCCAGUCGGAUACAUGUUUAUGAUUUUGACAAUUCGUUAUUUUAUUCUCCGUUGCCCAAUCCGAUGUUAUUCAAUGCCGAGUCCAUUGAGCUGCUAACUAAGAAUCCAGACCCUAUGUCUAAGUACAAUUGGUUUUCCAAUGUUCAGAUUUUGCAGGAAGUUAGGAAAAACGUUAGUGGUGAGGAAUUGUGGAGCAGCAUUUUAUCUCAAUUGGUUGUGAAUUCCCAUAAAAACCAGGAUACUCUCACAAUUCUUUCUGUUACUAGAAUUCCUGAACUAUUUGCUUCAAUUAUUUUGGACUUGCUCCGGUCCGUUCAACUGGACACCAAAUUCGACUGUAUAUUGGUCAACGAAGACCCAAACUAUUUGGAUUGGGUCAUCUCUGCGACUGCAUCGAGUUUUGUCGGAAUCCAGGAGAUCUCGUACUAUUCUCCAACUAACCAAUUGAACAUUUCUGGAGUCAGAUGUUUAAACAUCAAAGUCCCGUUCCAAACGUCGUACUUGCUUCCUCAGACCGAAGUUUCGACCGUUCAUGAGAUGCUUAUAGGUGAACCGUUUGAGCUGCGUCGAAGCAUCUUCUGGUCGUUCUACAUGUUGAGUCCCGACUCGCGUCAGGAGGUGCUACGCAGAACCGUGACAGAAGAAUUUAUUCCUAGCGAGGACAGAGAAGAGCUGGUGUUUGAGGCGGAAGGAGUGCUGAUCGGCAAGAACCAGCUGUCCCAGGCAAAACUGGAGGAGCUGGGUGGACUGUCCAAGAAGGUUGUGUUGGGCGCACUUAGUUUUGGAAGCAUCAAGGGCAGGAUCUAUGCCAUGCGAGUGUUGAUAAACGACUCAAACGCACAAUCUCAAACAUACUUGCAACCACCGGCGAUUGUGAUUGCACGAAAGCCAGAUGUUCUUCUCAAGGAAGUGGAAGAAAUCACCAACUGGGAAAUCACGCGCGAUUUGUUCAGAUUGGACGCCCAGAUCGAAUACAAACAGAUCUUCAAGAUCCAGAGCGAGAAAAGUAAAUAG
Molecule: messenger RNA, 1086 nt
Organism: Ogataea philodendri
Lineage: Eukaryota; Fungi; Ascomycota; Pichiomycetes; Pichiales; Pichiaceae
Exons: 1
Coding region: 1-1086 (361 amino acids)
Source: RefSeq, a predicted model, not a curated record